Molecule: messenger RNA, 453 nt
Organism: Paramuricea clavata
Lineage: Eukaryota; Metazoa; Cnidaria; Anthozoa; Malacalcyonacea; Plexauridae
Source: the annotation of a GenBank genome assembly
AUGAUUUGUGGGGUGCCACAGGGAAGUUGUCUUGGCCCACUACUCUUCAGUUUGUUUGUUAAUGAUUUACCAACAGUCUUAACUACAGCUGAUAUCACCUUGUACGCCGAUGAUAGCACUCCAUUCCAAUCUGGACACAACGCCAGACUCAUAUCAGAUAACCUUCAACAUGACUUAUCUAAAGUUGAAGUAUGGGUCUCGAAGAAUCGUCUCGUUCUUAAUGCUGAUAAAACAAAUAUUAUCCUUAUUGGAAGUCGGCAGAAGGUUAAAACAGCUCCAUCGCUUAACUUAUCCAUUAAAGAUAAAAUCAUUGAACAACGUCCAUGUGUAAAACUCCUUGGCGUCCAGGUUGAUGAGAACAUAAGUUGGAAGCAGCGUUGUGAAGAUAUACUUAAAAUUGUUCUAAAGCUCUUGGCUUACUGUUCAGGUUCAGCAGAUAUAUUCCAUCGCUGA